UAUGUCAAAGGUGGCGAAGGGAGUUAAGGGUUUCAAAUCAAAAGGAAAAUUUUUCAAAAUCAUGGGACCAAAGGGCGAGGAUAGAAAGGCCUUCCAUAUCCCUGAGGAGUACGAAGAAGUAGGUAACUCUGACAAUGGGUCAUUUGAGGAAAAAAUACAAGAAGAGGAAUUGAUUUUUUACCAAUACAAAAAGCAGCGUGACAUCGCCAGGAAACUAGGGGCGGAUCCAGACGAGGUGGAAAUGCCCGAGAGAGCCAAAGAAUACAUGAAAGCAUAUGGUGCUGACACAGCAUCGCAGGACAAAUUGAAGGCAUCCCUAGCUCAGAGAAAAAGUAAUAAAAAUCGUUUGCUGCAAAAACUUAAUGGAAAAAAGCAAGGCAAAAAGAAAGGAAGACGAGGCAAAAAGAAAGGAAGGCGACGGAGACAGAGCCAGAAGGGGCGGGGCAAGCGCAUGGCGAUUAAUGACAAAGAUCGUUUCUGGACCAAUGGAAUCAUUCCUUACGUAUUUACCUCGGAGAUAAAAUCUGAGGAGGAACGAAUGGGUCGCUUGCGCGCCCACAGAAGGUAUGAAUACUGGACCUGUAUCAGGUUUGUUCCAUGGACUGAAACAACGGCAAGUGAUUAUGGACUGGACCACAGUAACUAUCUCAAACACGUGGACAACAAUGGAUGCUGGUCAGUCUUGGGCAACACAAAAAGAAAUGGACAGAAAAUUUCUUGCUGCAUGGAUGAGUCGUGCGUUCACGAGAUUGGCCAUGCUAUGGGACUACACCACGAACAGAAGAGUUACCUCCAUCACGAUUACGUCAGAAUCAACUUUGACAACGUCAUGCCAGACCGUGUAAAAGAAUAUCAAGAAGAGGAUCCCUCAGGUUCAAAGACGUUUGGAUAUUAUGACUUAGGGACUAGCAUGCACUACAAUAAAUUUAUGUUCUCUGCCAACGCGGAGCCAACAAUGACGGUCUUUGACCCAAACCUUGAAUAUCUCAUGACGACUCCCGACCCUUAUAACUACUACAUGUUCUAUGAGAUUUCUAAAACGCACAAGUGCCAAGAAAUGCGGUGUGCUGAUUUCAAGACGGAAUGUAAGAACGGGGGAUAUGUUUCAUACAUCCGGGACAUUUGCACUUGUCGAUGUCCUGAGGGACUUGACCCCCAGACCGGAUGUACAACAGCGUACCAUGGAGACGAUUUAUUACGCAAUGCAAAGUGGCCGUCCAGCGGGUUUUCCAUGCUUAAGCCUAGUAAUGGUUGUCCAAGUGGAUUCAAGGAGGGGAGCCUCGUUCUCGGUGUACCCAGCUCUGACCACUCCGAACUGUACAAUAUAGAUACUGAAAGUAGUGAAGGCGAAUUCACACUGAAGUUCUGCACAAAGGAGGACACUACCAGUACAGAUACACAGUGGGAACCAGGCCAGUACUGUAUACUAGGUACAAAGAAGGAAUGCCCCAGUGGAUUUGAAGAUGGAUAUGUUGUCAUUGACAAUAACAAAAGUCCUCGUGUGACGUCACUUCCCGUUCCUGAUAUAAAAGUUGACAAUAAUGUUGGCUUGCACUUUUGUUGUCGGAAUGAUGGAAGCUUCUUUGACCAGAUGUAUCUUCCCAGUGGUCAGCCGUUCGUGUUGUUUGAAAAAGGAUACGAUUGUCAGGAGGUGAAAGACAUGAUAACUACAAGUGAAUGGUUGAUGAUCGAAAACGACCUGUCUGGAGAAUAUAAAAUAGUUGGAUCCGCACCAGAUAUCACUGUUAGAGACGACAACAGUUACUUCAUAAACGUCUGCUACUACUCACCCGUCAACUAUGAUUGUGGUGACGUCAUCAAUCUAACCAAAGACAAACCGACCGUGACAAUAACAUCCCCAAACUUUCCUGAGGACUACAACCUUAACCAGCGAUGCCAGUGGACAAUACAGAGUCCCAACAAUACCAAACUAAAAUUAGCUUUUGAGAAGUUCGAGGUGGAACUCAGGGAAGACGAUUCCUGUGGGGACUAUCUCGAAGUCAGAUUUACACUUCCGGGUCAUCCAGGGAUCAACUACUGUGGUUCUACAUUUGAUCCCACUAUUGUCACCGAGAUGAACUAUCUUGGCUUGGUGUUUUCAAGUGGCCCUGAUGUUGUACGAGGCGGGUUUAAAGCCACUGUGUCGCUUUUAACAGAGGAUGAUCUAUGCUACACGGAAAAGGGAGAAGAUUACAGAGGAAGCGUAAACUUCACCAAAAACUUCGAGCCCUGUCUUCCCUGGAGUGAAGUCCAACACUGCCCCCACAGCGCCUUCAACUCACAUGAUCUUGAUGACAGUCUUGAUGGUAACUUUUGUCGAAACCCUGGCGAUGGUACAGCACCAUGGUGUUACAUUCACCGAGAAAAUUGCGAGAGGAAUUACUGCGAUCCCUGCGGAUUGGGUCACUGUUUUGACAAAUAUUUCGACUGCAAAGAGUUACUCUCCAAUGGAACGGCUGUGUGUGAGAGCGAUAUAGACAUUAGAUAUGGUUGCCGGAAGUCUUGUGGGUAUUGUGACGUGGAACCAGAUAUACCAGUUGGCAAAGUUAAAUGUAAAGCAUCAGCUGACGUAGAUGAUGCCAAACCCACUGAGCCACUAAAGACAGAAUAUAAGGUUGGGGACAAUGUGACAUAUAAAUGUAAGGAGGGACUAGAGAAAGAGAUACGACAGUGCCUAUCAGAUGGUACUUGGUCAGGGGGGAACUUCGUCUGUGGACGUUGUCCGAAUAAAUGGAUUCCCUUCAAAGAAUCAUGUUACAGAUUCUUCGAAGUAGAAGUCAAUAAAACAGCUGCAAAUAAACUCUGCCGAGCAUAUGACGCUGUUGUGACGUCAUCAAAGAAUGCAGAAGAAGAUGAAUUUCUUGUUCACAUGAGGACUGAUAUGCGACCUAUAUGGCUGGGACUGGAAGAGGUCGUCGGUAGAGGGCGCCACAGAUGGCAAGAAGAUAUGUCACAAGUCACGUGGACUAAAUGGAAGAAGGGUAAAAGCAGCGAAUGCGCCUACAUGGAUCGAGCGGGUCGGUGGUCUGGAAUCAGAUGUGAUAUUCCAAAAUAUUUAGCCGUCGUCUGCAAAUUUCAGCCAUCAGACCGCAAGAAAUGCAUUGAUGCUUUUUCAAACUGUGAGGAGAAGAUAGCAUCAGAACCGGGUGUGUGCAGAGAGUAUCCGGAUUUCGCCUGGCAAAGUUGCCCCGCAUCGUGCGGUGUCUGUAAAGACAAAGAUACAAAAUGCACAGCUCCAGAAAAUCCACCAAAUGCAGUAAAAAUUUCAAAAGAGUCGACAAUUGGCAUUGGAGAGUUGUUUGAGUACGACUGCAGUAAACGAUAUGCAUUAAAUGGUGGAAAUUUGAGAAGGGCCUGUCUUCCAUCAGGGAAGCUUUCCGGAAAACCGCCUGAAUGUGUUUCGGAACACAGUAUACCGACUGCCAAUUUUGAUGUGGAAUUACGACAACGUAGUCGCGACGGCGGCGGAGAUGGAAAUGCGUACACUGCCGUAAAUGAAGCUAUGCGUAUUCACAAAGACGGGCGCCUGGUGAAAUGGGAAUUUUACAGCAUUUAUGAUGGCGUGUUGGUUCUUCAGGUUUGGCGAAAAUCGAGGAAAGCUGGAAAAAAGAUAAUUUUUAAACUAGUGGGACAAAACAUCGUAAAAAGUACCAAGAACCAUAGGAUUCGAAGAUACGCCGUCCCUGCAGUUGAUCAAAUCAACGUGAAGGAAGGAGACUUUAUUGGGUUCUUCUUACCGAAGAACGUAAAGGGUGGAAUAACUCUGGACAAAUGUAACAAAAACAUUUCUGGUCGUACUUACGGAAAUCAGUUAGUGUUUGACGGUCGUAUACGAUUUCCAAGUGACUGGGCAGUUGGAGAAGCCUAUACGUUUAAGCCGGAUGGCAUUGUCUGUAAAGUGAUCUCCAUCAAAGCGUUCGUGAUUUAAAUAUAAUUUUAGACAUCAUGUUGUAGAAUAUAUAGAUGAGAAAAAUUAAAUAGCAAGCAAUGUUAUAUAUUUAUCCUUGCAAAUGGCCUCCACAGUACAAGAUUACCUUGUUGAGAGUUGGUUCCGUCAUUGUUAUAUUGUUCAGCCAUUAUUGAUAGGAUAUGGGGUUCUACAUUUCCAUGUGAUUUUUAUAAAAUGUUCAAUAAAUCUUAAUGGUCAGUAAGAUACAUGGAAGAGAUGGUCUCGUUGUGCGCGA
Molecule: messenger RNA, 4184 nt
Organism: Ostrea edulis (European flat oyster)
Lineage: Eukaryota; Metazoa; Mollusca; Bivalvia; Ostreida; Ostreidae
Exons: 26
Coding region: 2-3928 (1308 amino acids)
Biological process (GO): proteolysis
Molecular function (GO): metalloendopeptidase activity; zinc ion binding
Source: RefSeq, a predicted model, not a curated record